Haliotis rufescens (red abalone) is the source of this 848-nucleotide messenger RNA. Its product is annotated as peptidyl-prolyl cis-trans isomerase-like. NCBI's taxonomy places the organism in Eukaryota, Metazoa, Mollusca, Gastropoda, Lepetellida, Haliotidae. Gene Ontology annotation, molecular function: peptidyl-prolyl cis-trans isomerase activity. The record is from RefSeq and is a predicted model, not a curated record. The coding region runs from base 112 to 438 and encodes 108 amino acids. The transcript is spliced from 6 exons.
UGUCACGCGCUGGUAAGGAGCUUGGCCUUUUUAUAAUACCAAGGGACAUAACUCGUCCCAUUUCGUCCUUUUUGACUCAAUUGAACAAAUUCGCCGGUCUCAAAGCUAACAAUGGGUGUAGAGAAAGAAGUACUUGCACCUGGCGAUGGUCAAAACUUUCCCAAGAAGGGGGACAAGGUUUCCAUGCAUUAUACAGGAACUUUGACGAAUGGCAAAAAGUUCGACUCUUCACGGGAUCGAGGAAAGCCUUUUGAAUGCAAAAUUGGCGUAGGACAAGUUAUUAAAGGUUGGGAUGAAGGUGUUGUUACUAUGUCCCUAGGUGAACGGGCUAAGCUGACCAUCUCUCCGGAAUAUGGCUACGGAGCAGCGGGUGCGGCUGGUGUUAUUCCACCCAAUGCUACCUUGAUAUUCGACGUGGAGCUACUUAAAAUUAACUAGGUCCGGCCAAGAGGGACAAACACGGCCAGUAGCAACCGGUCGCCGCAUAUUCUGUGUUUUGAUGUCGUCAUCUCUACUAUCAACAUUGGAUUAUCUGCAGCUGUCACCAUUGUAACCAAACCUCAUUUCUACUUUCAAAAUAGUUCCACAAUAUGCCAGCUCAAUGAACUGUUGACCUUUCCACCAAUCCAGUCACAAUGUUUAAUUUCAAUCUAUUCCAAAAACUUUUAAUUUAUUAUUUGUAAAUCUAUUUUGAAUUUUUAAGUUGAAACCAGUACUGGAUAUCAGUUUUUAAGUACUUCUUCAUUUUCUGUGAAAGUGAUGUGAAGAGAUUAGCUGUGUACUCUGCAGUAGCCUUGGCAACACUGUCUUAUACUCUUCUUUCUCAAUAAAAUCUUGAAUACUUGAAA